AUGGCAUCCGCCUCGUACUCUGGCUCGGCCAAGCUCAUCGAUGGAACCGCCAUCGCAAAGUCGAUCCGCGAGCAGGUAGCGGAGAAGAUCAAGGCGACCAAGGCCCAGUACCCGCGUUUCCAGCCCAAGCUGGUCAUCGUACAGGCCGGUGCACGGCCCGACAGCAGCGUCUAUGUGCGCAUGAAGAUCAAGGCUGCCGAGGAGGUUGGCAUCGCGCACAAGCACGUCACGCUCUCUGAGGACGCAUCGGUCGAGGAUAUUGUGCGCAUUGUCAAGGAUCUUAACGAUGACGAUGAAGUGAGCGGUAUCCUGGUACAACUGCCUCUCGGACCGCAUGUUGGCGCCGAGGGUGAGCGAACUGUCACCGAGGCCGUUAGCCCCGAGAAGGACGUUGACGGUUUCCACGCUUACAACAUCGGACAUCUCUCUUCCCGCUCGUCGAACCCGAUUUUCAAACCCUGCACCCCAGCUGGCGUCAUCAAGCUCCUUGAAUCUACCGGUGUACCCAUCUCUGGCGCGAAUGCCGUGGUCAUUGGCCGUAGCGACAUUGUCGGCAGCCCAGUUGCGGCUCUGCUUCGCAACAAGGACGCGACGGUCACGCAGUGCCACAGCCGGACCAAGAACCUCCCUGAGAUCGUCAAGCUUGCGGAUAUCGUCGUUUCUGCCAUUGGCAAGGCCGAAUUCGUCAAGGGCGAAUGGCUCAAGCCGGGCGCCGUGGUCAUUGAUGUCGGCACAAACUACAUUCCCGAUGAUACGAAGAAGUCUGGCCAGCGCCUCGUCGGCGAUGUUGACUUCGCCUCGGCUUCCAAUGUUGCCUCACACAUCACGCCCGUUCCCGGAGGUGUCGGUCCUAUGACCGUUGCACAGCUCAUGGAGAACACGCUCAAGUCUGCCGAACGUCUUUGGGCCGAGUCUCGCUCGCGCAAAGUGAAGCCUUUGGCGCUCGACAUCAAGGCCAAGGUCCCCAGCGACAUCGAGAUCUCGCUGGCACAGACGCCCAAGCCUAUCGCGACGCUCGCGCAUGAGAUCGGCGUUCUCCCCUCGGAACUCGAGCUCUACGGACAGUACAAGGCGAAGAUAGACCUCAAUGUUCUCAAGCGUCUCGAUCACCGUCAGGACGGCAAGUACGUUGUCAUCGCGGGUAUUACGCCCACGCCGCUUGGUGAGGGCAAGAGUACGACGACCAUCGGUCUCGCGCAGGCUCUCGGUGCUCAUCUCGGCCGCCCCGCCUUCGCGUGCGUGCGCCAGCCUAGUCAGGGCCCGACAUUCGGCAUCAAGGGCGGAGCUGCGGGUGGCGGAUACAGCCAAGUCAUCCCCAUGGACGAGUUCAACUUGCAUCUCACCGGCGACAUUCACGCCGUGACCGCCGCGAACAAUCUUCUCGCCGCUGCUCUCGACGCGCGUAUCUUCCAUGAGGCCACACAGACGGACAAGCAGCUGUACACGCGCCUCGUACCGAAGGUCAAGGGAAAGCGCGAGUUCGCUCCGCUCAUGUUCAAGCGCCUGCAAAAGCUCGGCAUCGACAAGACGGACCCUGACUCGCUCACGCCUGAGGAGAUCAACCGUUUCGCGAGGCUUGACGUGGACAAGGACACCAUCACCUGGAACCGCGUUCUCGACACCAACGACCGCUUCCUCCGCAAGAUCACCAUCGGCCAGGCGCCUACGGAGAAGGGUCACGAGCGCCCCGCAGAGUUCGACAUCGCCGUAGCCAGCGAGGCGAUGGCCGUACUCGCUCUUACCACGAGCUUGAACGACAUGCGUGAGCGUCUCGGUGCUAUGGUCGUUGCUACAAGCACUCGUGGCGAGCCGGUUACCGCCGAUGACAUCGGUGUUGGCGGCGCUCUCGCUGUUCUCAUGAAGGAUGCCAUCAAGCCGAACCUGAUGCAAACGCUCGAGGGGACACCCGUCUUCGUACACGCCGGUCCUUUCGCGAACAUCGCACAUGGCAACUCUUCCGUCCUCGCCGAUCGCGUCGCGCUCAAGCUCGCUGGCACAGAGCCGGGUGAUGCGGAUGCGAAGGAGCGCGUCGGGUACGUCCUGACUGAGGGCGGUUUCGGCGCGGACAUGGGCAUGGAGAAGUUCUGCAACAUCAAGUGCCGCGUUAGCGGGCUUACGCCCGAUGCGGUUGUUAUUGUGGCCACGACCCGCGCUUUGAAGAUGCACGGUGGAGGACCGGAUGUCACGCCGGGCAAGCCGCUUGCGGACACGUACACGAAGGAGGACCUAGAGACGCUCAGGGAGGGCACGAAGAACCUUGUCAAGCACAUCGAGAACUCGAAGAAGUUCGGGCUCAAGGUUGUUGUAGCCAUCAACCAGUUCGCCUCCGACACGCAGGCCGAGCUCGAACUCGUUCGUGAGCUUGCUCUCAACGGUGGUGCGGACGCCGCGGUCGUCAGCAACCACUGGGCCGAGGGUGGUGCUGGUGCCAAGGCUCUUGCGGAGGCCCUUGUCGCCGUCUGCGAGGGCGAGUCGCAGUUCAAGUUCCUGUACGACCUUGAGCAGCCGAUCGAGAAGAAGAUCGAGAUCAUCUGCAAGGAGAUCUACGGCGCCGACGGUAUCGAGCUCAGCGAGGCUGCCCAGAAGCAGAUCGAGACGUACACCCGCCAGGGCUACGGCGGACUUCCCAUCUGCAUGGCGAAGACUCAGUACUCAUUCUCGCACGACCCGAAGCUCAAGGGUGUGCCCACGGGCUUCACUGUCCCCAUCCGCUCCGUUCGCCUGUCGGCCGGUGCAGGCUUCCUCUACCCGCUCCUCGGCGACAUGCAGACCAUGCCUGGCCUCGGAACACGCCCGGGCUUCUGGGAAGUCGGACUCGACCCCGAGAGCGGACGUGUCGUCGGCUUGUUCUAA
Molecule: messenger RNA, 2853 nt
Organism: Peniophora sp. CBMAI 1063
Lineage: Eukaryota; Fungi; Basidiomycota; Agaricomycetes; Russulales; Peniophoraceae
Source: the annotation of a GenBank genome assembly